AUGGACAGCAAGAGAAAGAGAGCGCACUUGGCCUUUCUCUGCCUGGCCUGCGACUCUAGGAUCCACCCCGCCAACAAGCUCACCACAAGCCACCAGCGAGUCUGGAUGUGUGGGGUCUGCCAGCAAGCCCCAGCCGUCGUCACCUGCAAGGCUGACGCCGCUGCUCUCUGCGUCAGCUGCGACACCGACAUCCACUCAGCUAACCCCAUCGUCCGCCGCCACGAGUGGGUCCCGGUCGAGCCUUUUUACGACGCCGCCGAGUCUAUCGUCGUCAAGUCAACAACUGGCCCGUCAUCCGCCGCCGCGGCUCUCAACUACCUCGUCCCAAACGGAGACGUUGUAUUUAAAGACAUUGAAAACAACGCCGCGUCGAGCUGGCUGAUCCCCAACCCGAAUUUCAACUCGAAGCUCCAUAUGGAUAUCGCUCCGGACAUCCUAAAGUCCUCCGAUGAUCUCAUCUUCCCCGAAAUUGAUUCACUGCUGGAGUUCGAUUACCCUACCUCAGUACACACUAUUUCGGGUUCGGGUGCGUGUAAUGACAGCGUUGUUCCGGUUCAACCCGACCCGAUUCCACCGCCAUCGUUCAACAUGAACUACAACAUUUCGGGUCCCGCCGAUCACAACUGCUUCGACCUGGACUUUUGCAGAAGCAAGCUCUAUUCUUCAUUCAACAACCCCCUCAAUCUCCACUCCUACAAGCACUCUGGGUUGGCAAACAAGAAAACCGUGACCAUUCAGGGUGUGGGCAAAGAUCAAUCUGUGCUGCUGGCAACAAGUAAGUCCAAGAAGCAGAACAAGCCUGCUGCUCUGCUGCAUAAGUCUGUGAUGAAGCAGGAGUUCCGCAGGAUGGCGAAGGCGGUCGGUAAUCAGGUGGCGGAUAACCAUUACAGGCCGGAUCUGAAAAAAGCAGCCCUUGCAAGGUUGAGUGCUGUUCACAAGAGCCUCAAGAUUGCCAAGUCUGGUGUCAAGAAGAGGAACAGGCAAGCUGUUAAAGUCUAUGGCAGGAAAUGA
This is a messenger RNA of Malus domestica (apple), 1011 nucleotides long. The record is from RefSeq and is a predicted model, not a curated record. NCBI's taxonomy places the organism in Eukaryota, Viridiplantae, Streptophyta, Magnoliopsida, Rosales, Rosaceae.